Messenger RNA from Alternaria atra, 1863 nucleotides. RefSeq lists its product as uncharacterized. The coding region runs from base 1 to 1863 and encodes 620 amino acids. Gene Ontology annotation, molecular function: DNA-binding transcription factor activity, RNA polymerase II-specific; RNA polymerase II cis-regulatory region sequence-specific DNA binding. The record is from RefSeq and is a predicted model, not a curated record. Lineage: Eukaryota; Fungi; Ascomycota; Dothideomycetes; Pleosporales; Pleosporaceae. Gene Ontology annotation, biological process: regulation of transcription by RNA polymerase II. The transcript is spliced from 3 exons. Gene Ontology annotation, cellular component: chromatin.
AUGGAGGCCGACGACGCUCAACUUUACGGAUUCAGCACUCCUCAGCAGAGCAACUCCUUCAAGCGACCGCGGCGCAGUCUGCAAAGCUCCACCCCCUUGAGCAGCGUGACCGAGAGCGUUACUUCCUCACCCCGUCAUUCUGGCCAGAACCAGUUUGCACCUCAACUCUUUGACCACGUCAAUGCGCUCAAGCACCUUGACGACCAGCAAAUCCUCCAGCUACUAUCCGUUGCGCGCAAUGGAGAUGGCAUGCGACGUUCGGCCGCCGACCGGUCGUCUAUGUCGACCGUCGGAAGCCGCGCGUCCUCAUACUUGAGUGUCCCCUCCAGCAGAGUACCCAGCAUGCUAUCCGACCCGCGCUCGUCCAUCGCAUCUACCGACUCAUCCUUCACACACUACAGCGCCGCAUCCUCGCGCCUGUCUACCGCAUCCUCAAAUCGACUUUCGACAAUAUCCACCGCAUCGACACCCGCGCCCAAGAACUUUGCCUGCACGUUUUGUGACAAGGCCCUCAAGUCGAAGCCAUAUUGGAAAUCGCACGAGGAGGAGUUCCACGAGCAGCGACUUACAUGGCGAUGUCCCGAUUGCGAACAGAUCUUCCAUGCUGGCAAGCGUUUCCGGGAGCAUCACACCAAGCUACAUGGCUGUGAGCAUUGCAAGCAACCCAGGGAGAGCGGACAACCCACAAGCAGGAAAGCAUCACCAUGCGUCAAAAAGUACGAGAUCGUUAUGCACGACAAGGACGCUUGGGGUUGUGGCUUCUGCGCUUGCCUCUUGACCACAUGGGAAGAAAGAUGCGAGCACAUCGCGCUUCACUUUGAAGAGAAGGGAGCUUCCAAGUGGAACUUCACCAAUGUCGUCCUUGGUCUGCUAAAGCAACCUGAAGUCUCCAACGCAUGGAACCAAAUGAUGCUGGAACGCCAUGGAGACGAACACAACUGGCCGUCGUUGGCGUGGGAGUCUAAGAAGUGCAACCGUUUACGGUACAAGCUCGAAACCAAGUGGGACACACGCGUCUUCGACAUCGAGAAGUUGGUGCAGGACACCUACGACUUGGCGGAAAUCGAAGUGAAGGACAUCGUUGAACCUACCACAGAAGUCACCCCCGAAGCCACGGAGUCUGUUGACAACAGUCAAGGCGAGAUGGUGGAGUUCAAGCUGGAACCAUCUGACUUCGGCACUGACAACAGGCUUCAUAGCUCUCACGGACUACCGUCCGAGCAUAUGAUGAUGGACAUUGAUACGGUGGAACCCCCGCAGCCGAUGCACCACCAGGAAAUGCAGCCAUCGCAAUGGCCCGUCAGUACUGAUAUGUCUCAUAACAGCAUGAGCGCAGCAACUUCGAUGGGCGGCUUCGGUGCUUUCGACACCACCAUGACGUCGAUGCCAACGGAUUUCUCGCAGCCCAUGGCGCAGAGCUUCCAGCCACAGCAACAAAACUGGUCAAAUGCCGGCUUCGCGUCGACCCCUGACCUCCUCAACUACCAGCAACCAGCGCAAUAUAUGAAUUACCAGCAGCCUAAAGAGAUCGUCUCCGUACCCACCUCGCAGUACGCCAACUUCGCGCACUACCCCCGCCAGAGCCUCCCGCCCAACUUCUUGCAGCAGCAACAACAGCAGCAACAGACGCCCAGUACCCCCACUUCGCGUCGAUACGUUCCCAAACUAAUUAACAUCUCGAACAACUCGAGCCACCGUGGUGUGCAAUUGGAACAAGCGCCACCCCCACCACCCAAAGACGAACACCAGAACCGCUUCUCUCGACUUAUUAUGAGGCGACGACCGAGCAACAUUUCCCAACACAGCAUGGUCUCGCACCGUGAUAUGGGCGGCACAUGGGGCGACGUCGACAAUUGGGGUUGA